Messenger RNA from Clonostachys solani, 2235 nucleotides. Lineage: Eukaryota; Fungi; Ascomycota; Sordariomycetes; Hypocreales; Bionectriaceae. The record is from the annotation of a GenBank genome assembly.
AUGGCCCGCGGUAGGCCUCGAAAAGGCGACGCGCGACCUCGAGGAGAGGGCUCUAGAAGGCGCUCUCCUCGGUCGCCAUCCCCGCGACGACGCCCGUCAAGCCCAUCCGGACGCGACCGCUAUGGGGAUGGUAGAAUGAUCGGAGGCGACAGUUGGCGCCCAAUCAAUGGGCGACAAGGCGAGCAGCGUCGUAUCUCCGAUUUCUUCGACCGUGCAGACAACGGUUCAUUCAAGCCUCCCCAGGGCGACUUCACUUUCCGCUUCGAUAAGCCAGCUGGCGUAGCUGAGCUCCCCCCUCCCUCGUUUAACAGCCAUCGUAAGGAUAAUAGAGGACCUCGUCGAGAUGGCCGAGACGGACGGGAUGGGCGAGGGGGACGGGGGCGUGGACGAGGGGGACGACGCUGGGCACCCCCUCAUUUGUCCGAGCGUGCCCUCCUCUCCAACUCCAUGCACAACCUUCCGGAAGAAAGCCUCAUCGAUAACGACGCUGCGGCAAAAUUCCGGAACCUCGAUGAUCUCACUGACGAAGACGAAGAGCAAGGUAUGGACAUUUCUUCCGAUUCUGAAGCCGACGACCUCGAUUACGACUCCGAUUCCCAAGAGCCUGCAAAGAAGCGUGUCAAGACCUCCGCCGCCACGAACGGCGAGAUGCCAAACUCUACACCGAAGUGGUCUAACCCUGACCCUUACACUGCUCUCCCAUGCCCUGAUGAGACGCAGGGCAAGAAGAAGGACGUGGUUGCGCUGAUCCGGAAAGCGAGAAACGACGCUGCACAGAACCUGGCUGCUCCUCCAGACGUAGAAGACUUUAUUGCGUUUGACUCGAGUAGCGACGAAGGUGAAGCGGAAGGUGAGGACGAGCCCCCGCCUCCGCCUCCUCCCCCCCGCGUCUCACCUCCUCCUCCGCCACCUACACAACCCCGCCAGGCAGACUUCAAAGUGAAAGGCUCGUCAUUACCAGCUGCCCCAAGUUCCGUUCCCCCUCCUCCAACCGGACCAAAAAGCCAGCGCCCCAAUGUCUACAACGUCGACUCCCGAAACGAUCUAGGGUCCCGAAAACGUACAGCAGACGACGAGAUCAAGCCGCCGGAUUACGGGCAGCUCAAGAAAGCCAACAUGCGGCCGGCCAACGGUGCUAUCGUUGAGGAUUGGGCUAUCGUGAAUGGUGAAAUACCGUGCCCUUGGGCCACGGAUGAUCACUCCGACACAGCUAACCCAGCUUUCCGUCUACAUCAAGAAGUGAUGGAUUUUUACAACUUCGUUCGCCCACGAAAGUUUGAGCAGAAGAUUCGCGAAAACCUAGUCGAAAACCUGAGACGAGCUAUGCGCCGUGAUGGUAGGAACUUUGCUAGUGCCACUGUUCAUCCAUUUGGCUCUUUCAUGUCGGAACUCUACCUGCCAACAGCUGACAUGGAUCUUGUUAUUUGCUCGGCCAGUUUCUCGCGUGGUGGUCCACCUACUUACUUGAGCGCCAAAAAUUGGCUCUACAAAUUCAGGAAGCUCUUGACUGCGCAGAAGGUCGCAGAGGACGAUGCGAUCGAGGUCAUUGCCCACGCUCGCAUUCCCUUGGUCAAGUUCGUUGAUAAAGCCACUGGCCUCAAGGUUGAUGUUUCUUUCGAGAAUCUCGGCGGUGUUGAGGCAGUAGACACCUUCCUGGCCUGGAAGGCAGCUUAUCCCGCCAUGCCAAUUCUUGUUACUGUCAUCAAGCAUUUCCUCCUCAUGCGAGGCCUCAAUGAGCCUGUGAACGGAGGCAUUGGAGGAUUUUCCGUCAUCUGUCUGGUCGUCAGUAUGUUGCAACUCAUACCUCAAGUGCAGAGUCGAAACUUGGUGCCCGAACACCACCUCGGAGAGAUGUUGCUCGAGUUUUUCCAGCUCUAUGGUCGCAACUUUGAGUACGAGAAAAACGCAAUUUCUUUAACAGGCAGGCGUAUUGGCUAUAUCCGCAAGUCGGACGUGUCGAGCUUGACCUACAGAAAUAGCGGGCGCUUUUCCAUCAUCGACCCAAACAAUGCGUCCAACGACAUCUCGGGCGGUUCCUCCAACACGCGUUCUAUCGUAGCUAGGUUCGACGAAGCCUACUCACUUCUCAAUGAAAGAAUCAGGUCGAUCGGCAAGGGUCGAGCCACUGGUGGUAUCCUUGAUGUGAUUUUAGAGGGCAACUACUCAUCCUUCCGAAAGCAAAGAGACUUUCUCCGACAUACGCACGAGAAGACUAUCGGUCCCUGCUCGGAUUAA